Molecule: messenger RNA, 624 nt
Organism: Penicillium pulvis
Lineage: Eukaryota; Fungi; Ascomycota; Eurotiomycetes; Eurotiales; Aspergillaceae
Exons: 2
Coding region: 1-624 (207 amino acids)
Source: RefSeq, a predicted model, not a curated record
AUGUACGUGCCCAGCAGCAGUCUCCGGAUGAUACUGCAGCUUGACAUCGGUGCCGUCCUUGGCGGUAUCAUCACGCUUGUCCCAGUACUGCAGCUUCACAUCGGUACCGUCCUUGGCGGUAUCGUCGCGCUUGUCCCAGUACUGCAGCUUCACAUCGGUACCGUCCUUGGCGGUAUCGUCGCGCUUGUCCCAGUACUGCAGCUUCACAUCGGUGCCAUCCUUGGCGGUAUCAUCGCGCUUGUCCCAGUACUGCAGCUUCACAUCGGUGCCAUCCUUGGCGGUAUCAUCGCGCUUGUCCCAGUACUGCAGCUUCACAUCGGUACCGUCCUUGGCGGUAUCGUCGCGCUUGUCCCAGUACUGCAGCUUCACAUCGGUGCCAUCCUUGGCGGUAUCAUCGCGCUUGUCCCAGUACUGCAGCUUCACAUCGGUGCCAUCCUUGGCGGUAUCAUCGCGCUUGUCCCAGUACUGCAGCUUCACAUCGGUACCGUCCUUGGCGGUAUCGUCGCGCUUGUCCCAGUACUGCAGCUUCACAUCAGGGCCACCCUUUGUUACCUCGUUAGAAUCCUAUUUAAGGCACUUAGGACAUCCGUCUUGUCAGGGGGCUUAGGGGAUAAGUGUUGGUAG